GUGCUGGUAAUCACAGGGGCUGCUGGGACAGCCAACUGGGAGCGAGAGUGUGUUGCCCAUAGGCUACUGGAAGGCUACUCUUCUGGAAAGAGAGGCUUCCUUGCUCUUCUUAAACUGGAACCCCCGGAGCCGGGAAUCACGCGCUUAAAGAGUGCAAGGAUGCAGGACGGGAGUUGUGAUCAGACGCUCCCUCUCUCUCUCGUGCUAAAGGAUGCAGGCUUGGGGGAUGGAGGGCAGCUGAGCCUAGACUCGCUGGCAGAGCUGGGCAGCACCGAAGGCGUUCUUGAGGGUGGUGAUGAAAGUGACUUCCCAGAGCUGUCAGCCUUCCUCAGCCUGGAGGAGAUAAACCGGAGCCUGGAUUUAGCGUGGGAGGCCUUCUCCUCCACCGGGGAUGAGGACGCGCCCAGCCCGGAUCCCCCCCUCUGCUGCCCCCUGUCUGAGACCAACUCCACACCCCCCCUCAGUGCUCAGGACUCUACUGUUCUUGUAGGUCCCACACCCAACCAGACCCUUGACCCCACCCCUCUAGAUUGCCCCGUCCCCCUCCAAGCACAGGACCACAUCUCCACUGGUGAACAAACUUGUCCCCAGAUUCAGGACUCAGCCUCCAGUGAAGACUCCGCCCCUAGCAAAGACUCUGCCCCCAGAAAAAGUCCCCCCAUCAAUGAUGGCUCCCCAGCUCGCACCACUUUGGCCCAGAAUGCACCGCUGUCAGUUGUCCAACAAACCUCAGAGACCUCAAAAGGCCCCAAAAUGGCACCAGUGUACAAGCAGGACCGGCCCCGGCUUCUGCACGGGGGUCCAGAGCUCAGUGAUAUCUGUGGCCGUUCAGCUACCUUCAUCGAGGAGCUAUCCUCAAUCUUUAGACGACCCGCCCGGGCAGAGCACAGCGCCACUGAGGACUCCUCUUCCCCUGACAGUGGGUACCUUUCACCCCGAGACCGGGCCUUGGAGAAACAGGGGGGCCCAAUGCAAAGCAAGCCAGCUGCGGUGGAAGCUGGCGAGGUCAUUGAUCAGCAGGGUGAUGACACCGCCCCUGAGGCCCCGCCCCAUUUCUUGCAUAAAUUGAAGAGCCAGGAGGUGUCAGAGGGGAGCCCCAUUCGCCUGGAGUGCAGGGUCACUGGCAACCCCCAACCACUCGUUAGGUGGUUCUGCGAGGGGCGGGAGUUGCACCACUGUCCCGACAUCCAGAUAACGCAUGAUGCUAAUCGGCAUACGCUAGUGAUCGCGGAGGCCUUCGCUGACGACACGGGCCGCUACACCUGCAUGGCAUCCAACCGCCUGGGUGCCGACAACACCUCCGCUGAGGUUUAUAUUGAAGGGGCUUCUUCCUCUGACUCUGAAGGUGAAGGAUUUGUGUCGAGAGCCAAGCCUGGAGCUGGGUCAAAAACGAAGCCAGGAGUCAUGUCACAGGCCCAAAAGAAGACCACUUCGGUAUCACUGACAAUCCGUUCAGCAUCCCCCAAGAGCCCUGAGGUGUCCCCUCAUCGCACCACUUUGGUUCAGUCCAUUUCCCCAUCUCCCCAGCGGGUCCAGAGCCCUCUUGCUGUAGGAGCCCUGGGAGGAGAAGUUGCCCCCCCGGUCUUCACCAAGCCGCUGCAGGACACACAGGCCCAGGAGGGCCAGGUGGUGGUUCUGGAGUGCCGGGUCCGGGGCGCCCCACCCCUGCAGGUCCACUGGAUCCGCCAAGGCGAGCAGAUCCAAGACUCACCGGACUUCCGCAUCUUGCAAAAAAAGCCGCGAUCUACUGCCGAACCCGAGGAGAUCUGCACUCUGGUCAUAGCUGAGACGUUCCCAGAGGACGCUGGCCAAUUCCAGUGCACCGCGACCAAUCGCUUCGGCACCACCAGCAGCACUGCCCAGCUGACUGUGCAGCCAGCCAAUGAGGACUCGCCCACCAAUGGUAGCCCUGCAGGUGUGGACACAUUGGAGGACCCGCAGUCCUUCCCUCCCCCACCACCACCCACUGAAAUCAGUCAGUUGGAGCUCCCACCAAAGGUGGCCAAUGCAGAUAUUUUUCACGUCAAUGAACUGGAGUUCUGGCCCAGCACACUGGCCCCCGCAACAAAGAGGAUGAGCCCCCCGCCCUAUGAGGAGGCCAUGCCCAACCAAGAGGCCACGCCACUGACGACGCCUUCCAGCGAGACAUCACCCUUGCCACCGCCUUUCCCAGGGAAAAAUGACCUGCCUUUACCUACAAAGCCCAAACCCAAGCUGAACGCCGAGCAGCUGAAGCAUCUGCAGGAGCAGAUCUUCUUGGAGAGGCAGGGAUUAACGGCCGAUUGGCAGCCGCCGCCGCCGCAGCAGCACGCUGCCCAGCCGCCAUCACCUCCCCUUCCACCCCCACCGUCAUACCAGGAGCUUGAGAGCAGCACGCAGGCUGUACCCCCCCUCAGCACCCCUGCCGGCAUCAUGCAGACGGCCAGCACCUUCAACUACGCCCGGCCCAAGCAGUUCAUUGCGGCCCAAAGCCCUGGGACCUGUCAGUCACCUUCCCCGGGCUCAUCAAGCUCCACACUCUCCUCCCCGUUGUCCCCACCCCUCGGAAGAGUGGGGCCACCCCUCUUCCAGCAGCCUCAGCAAGGAGGAAGCGAUGCCGAGUCACCUGUCUCUCCCUCUUUCCCUCCCCCUCCCCCGCCCUUCCUUGGCCCCGCCCCCGUAAUCUCCCCUGGCCAGGAAUUUCCCCCACCGCCACCUCCACCCCCCCCUGCUCCAUGUAGCGGGCCCAUGUCCCCCACGCCUUCCGAAGGCUCUGUCUUCUCUGCCCCGCAGUCUCCAGCCGGCUUCCUGGUGUCAGUCCUGCCCUCCCAGCCGCAGUCCCCCCCAGUCAAUGCUCUGGGGCUGCCCAAAGGCAAUGGAAUUGCGGGAUUCCCUCGAAAGAUGACACGGACUCCUCGUAUUGCCUCUGACUCUGAGAUCCAGGGUUCGAAGGAUGCGGUCAUCCAGGACCUGGAGAGAAAACUACGCUUCAAGGAGGAGCGUAUGAGUAAUGGCCAGCAGAAGCUAACCUACGAGGAGAAGAUGGCCCGCAGGCUCCUGGGGGCCGACAACGCAGCAACUGUUUUUAACGUGCAGGAGCAAGAGGAAAAUGUCACGCAGGAGGGCAGUCCAUCAGACAUAGACAUUGUUCCUCAAAAGGAGUACAAGGUAUCCAGCUUCGAGCAGCGGCUGAUCAGCGAGAUCGAGUUCCGCCUGGAGCGCUCUCCCGUGGAAGAGUCAGAUGAAGAGAUCCAGCAUGACGAGGAUGCCCCUGGUCAGAGGGUGGCGCCAUUCUUUGACCAGAAGCUCAAACAUUUCAAGGUGUUUGAGGGGAUGCCUGUCACCUUCACCUGCAAAGUCAUCGGUGACCCCAAGCCAAAGAUCUACUGGUUCAAAGAUGGGAAGCAGAUCUCCAAGCGUAGUGAGCACUACCGUAUUGGGCGCGAGCCCGAUGGCACCUGCACCCUGCACACCGCUGCCGCCCUGUUGGAUGAUGAUGGAAACUACACUAUUAUGGCUAGCAACCCAGAGGGGAGGACCAGCUGUACGGGAAGGAUGAUGGUCCAGGCUGUCAACCAGAGGGGGCGAAGCCAUCGAGCCACACCUGGACACAUCCGCAGGCCCCGCUCCAGGUCCCGCGACAGUGCUGAGGAGAACGAGAACAUCCAGGAGCGCCACUUCCGACCUCACUUCCUGCAGGCCCCCGGCGACCUCAUUGUGCAGGAGGGAAAGCUGUGUCGGAUGGAUUGCAAGGUCAGCGGCCUUCCGACACCAGACCUCAUCUGGCAGCUGAACGGGCAGACAAUCCGACCUGACAGUGCCCACAAGAUGCUGGUACGGGAGAAUGGUGUCCAUUCACUGGUCAUUGAGCCAGUCACCUCCCGCGACGCUGGCAUUUACACCUGCAUUGCCAGCAACCGCGCUGGCCAGAACUCCUUCAACCUGGAGCUCAUCGUUGCAGCCAAGGAGAUGCACCAGGCUCCAUCCUUCGUGGAGAAGCUGCAGAACACAAGUGUAGCCGAGGGGCACCCCGUGCGCCUGGAAUGCCGGAUUGCAGGCGUCCCUUUCCCUCAGAUCUUCUGGAAGAAAGAGAACGAGUCACUCACUCACAACACUGAGAGGCUCAGCAUGCACCAGGACAACCAUGGUUACAUCUGCAUGAUCAUUCAGCCAGCAAGUAAGGAGGAUGCGGGCUGGUACACAGUCUCUGCCAAGAAUGAGGCCGGCAUCGUGUCCAACACGGCUCGCCUGGACGUUCACACUCAGUGGCAGCAGAGCCAAACCGCAAAGCCGAAGAAGGUGCGGCCAUCAGCCAGCCGCUACGCCGUGCUGACGGAGAAGGGCCUGGACGUGAAGGCCGCCUUCUUCCCAGACUCUAGCCCAGUGCACCAUCCCGGUGGCCUGGUGGAAAGCGACGAUCUGUAGGUUCCAGUCGCCCCCUUUUGAGGAGGGGAGGGAUGGAACAUACUCCAGCACUCCUGGAUGACACAGAACCCUCCCCUCGCCCUACUAACCCCGACCAUUUUGGAAGGAAGAAUCAGAAAACAGAAAAAAUGGCUACUGUCUCCUAGACCUGGCCUGCAUCAUGUGACUUGAUCACAUGACAUGAAUCAGCACAACGCCUACAGGCUAAAACUCAAAGUGCAUUUUUUUCUCCCCUCUAGAUUUCUUUGCUCAGGUUAAACACAACCUAUGCACCCAUAUUUUAACUUGAAGUUCCAAGAUGCUAUUGCAUGGUCCCUGAAAUAAAAGGCUGACUUUCAUAGACAUCUUAUUUCAUGAAUCCUGAACCUUUCAAACCCUAAAGUGUCUUCAACAGAAGCAACAGGUCAUGCCUUCUUUCGGACAACAGGGACAUAAAUCGAGUGGAAUGACAAGGUCAUUUACGCACGUCCAGUAGAUUCUGAAAGGAGGAACAAGCAGGGGCAGGUGAUUCUCUUAAGUGCCAGGGUGCCUUCAGACUGUGAUGGGCCCCCUCUUCCUAUCUGCUAAAGUAGUAUCUUCUUCAGCAUGUUGCCAGAGUGCCUGUGUAUGUAUGAGUAGUGGUAUAUAUAUAUUUAUAGAUGCUAUGAACUUGCCUCAUAACUUCUCCACGACAAGGAGGUGGAUUUUGGGAGGGUGUGGCUCUAUACUCUUAUGCUAACCCCCGGCAUCCAGGCAGUGGAAGAUUCAGUGCCUUUAUGUUUCCAGAGACAUGUCUUGGGUAUAUGGGGGCGGGGUGGUUUUGCUUGGGAAUUGUGGCUGGGCUGAACUUGGGGGGGGGGGGGGUGUCGCAAACAUCAUUGCCAUGGUAACAGUGCGGUCUGCGACAUUUAGUGUUGGAGGAGCUUUGAGUAGCUUUUGCAUGUAGAAACCAUUUAUUUCAGCUCAAAGCAGAAUUCUAGCUACAUCCUGAGAUGCUGUACUUUUUACAGAAUGUGACGUGCCUCUACUUGUUUAACCACAUGCUAUGGUCAUAGCGGCCCAGAAUUUCCACAAAGUGAAGAGUAUGGCAAACGAUUGGAUGGACAGUGAAGAGUAAGGUAAACUGUGAUUGGAUGGAUGGUGAAGAGUAAGGCAAACGACGAUUGGAUGGACAGUGAAGAGUAAGGCAAACUGUGAUUGGAUUGAUGGUAUGCUGUAUCUGGAAAUGAAAAGUGAACCGGGUUAUGAUUGGAGGAUAAAAAUGAGGCAAGCUGUGAUUCGACUCUUACAUGUUCAGCAUUUCAAGGCUAUCAGGAGAACACAAAUAUUGCACAUUUAUUAAAAUUUAUAAACUGGAUGAACUCCAUGUUGUUUAUGAAUGUCAUUAGGAAGACAAGCCUAGCAUGAGGUGACAGUCAACGGCUAAACCUGGUUCUUAGGGUCAUGGUUCAGCCCAGUCACAAUGCUUCCCAUGUGUGAGCCAGUGCUGUCCAACUUAGACUGGCACGGUUGAAACUCACAGCUUGCUGGGGGCAUGCUGUCCGAACUGGAAGGGAUGGAGUCGGAAUGAUAAUGAUGAUCUUUCCAAGAUGACCAAUCUCCUGCAUUGUUUUGACACCUGGUUUGACAGCAGCAGUGAUGAGCUGCUUUUGCUUUUGUCUCUCCUUUCUUUGUAGUGAUUGGGGAGUCAUGCCAGUGAUCCUUUUCUCCCCUGUUGUCAAUGUAACUUAAGCCUGGCCUGUAUUUAAAUUCUUUACACAAACUGCCUUUUGCCAGUCAACAUUGGCACAUUUUAAUUAUUUAUAUACGUGCGCAUAUUGCAUUUUAGAGUACCUUGUAUUUGAGUUCUUUUCUAAGCAAAAUAAAACAUAAAAAAAGACUCGGGAGACUUACAGGUUAUAUCAGAGGGUCACAAUCCUGUUCCUUAUGAGCCAGAAUGCUGCAGUGUUUACAAAAAGGCUUUUUUUAAAGCGACCAAUCGGCACCUCCGGUCCAGUGACUGCUCGCUUACAGCCUCCAGUAGCCUGGCUCUUAAGGACCAGGUUUGGGCCAACCAGGUUCUGUGUGCCUUUCGAAAGGAAAAGGGGGGGAUCUCUGUACUCAUGUAACUAAAACACACACAUACACAUAUGCUACACGCAUGUAUUAUGUACCGGUUAACAAAGGCUUCUGUGCUCACCUGCCAACAACUGCUUUUGGCUCCUGUCAGUGAGACACAACGCAGCAAGUGCACCGACUUACUCUGACACCCUUUUUUUUAAUAAACUCACAUGACAAUCUGUGCUUGUAUAAGGAUUGUUCUACAGAUGGUAUUUUUGACCUAAAAUUACAAUAAAAAAAGCUCUGGAAGUAA
Molecule: messenger RNA, 6736 nt
Organism: Brienomyrus brachyistius
Lineage: Eukaryota; Metazoa; Chordata; Actinopteri; Osteoglossiformes; Mormyridae
Gene: palld
Product: palladin, cytoskeletal associated protein
Source: RefSeq, a predicted model, not a curated record